Messenger RNA from Didymodactylos carnosus, 1083 nucleotides. NCBI's taxonomy places the organism in Eukaryota, Metazoa, Rotifera, Eurotatoria, Philodinida, Philodinidae. The record is from the annotation of a GenBank genome assembly.
AUGGCAAACGCAACAGUAUCAUCGUCAUCGUCUUCAGAUGCAGCUCUAAUAUCAACAUUAAAUUAUCUUUCAUUUCAAUUGAAUCAAUAUUUAUCAAUAUUCAUUUUGAUAUUUGGUACAGUUGGUAAUUUAUUGAAUAUUUUUAUUUUUCUACAACCAUCACUAAGAACAAAUCCAUGUUCAAUAUAUCUUUUAUCAUCAUCAUUCGGUGCAGUUGGUGCAUACUCUGCUGGUCUACUUACUAAAUUACUGUCGAUUUAUAAUUGGGACUUAACAGCAUAUUCUAACCCUCUGUGUAAAAUAAAAACAUACAUUCUUUUCAUCUCAUUUACCUUAUCAACCUGGUUUAUCGCGUUAGCAUCAGGUGAUCGUUAUUUAAUCAGUUGUUCUAAUAUGGCAAGACGCCGUUUGAGUAAUCUAAAAAAUACUUAUCGUUGCAUACAGAUAACAAUUAUAGUAACACUCCUAUUAUUUGUCGAACUAUUUUAUUGCUAUGAAGGACAACAAUUCACUGGCUCACCUCAACCAUGUUAUAGUAAAACUCAAACAUGUCGCUUGUACAAUGAUUUAGUAUUUGUUACUCUAUUUGUCAUAUUACCAUCCAUCAUCAUGUUCUUUUUCGGUUAUUUAACUAUUUUAAAUAUACAAAGGUUACGACGCUCAAUUGCUCCCACAUCAACGACUACUUCAACAGCGUCAUCUCAAGCAAAAGGGCUAAAACGAUCAGAUAGACAACUGAUUAGAAUGUUAGUUGUGCAAAUAUUAUUACAAACAAUAUUUAUACUACCAUUUGCUGUACAACGUUUGUAUAACACAUCAACGACUAAUGUAACAAACAAAACAUUAGUACGCGUGGCAGUUGAAAACUUAUUAUUCCAACUUGUGCAAAUUUUACGUUAUGUUAGUUAUGGUGUAUCAUUCUAUUGUUAUACUCUUACGGGUACAGUAUUUAGAUAUGAACUAUUAAAAUUACUUUAUCGUUUAAAAAUUAUAAAACAAUUACCAGUACCAUCACAAACGACAAAUACACUUGUCACAAAGAAUUAUCGUAGUACUGUACUCCAUCUGACUGAUGGAAAAUAG